Dromiciops gliroides (monito del monte) is the source of this 10064-nucleotide messenger RNA. It is a transcript of the gene HDAC9, whose product is annotated as histone deacetylase 9. The transcript has 27 exons. The record is from RefSeq and is a predicted model, not a curated record. Gene Ontology annotation, cellular component: histone deacetylase complex. Gene Ontology annotation, molecular function: histone deacetylase activity. Gene Ontology annotation, biological process: negative regulation of transcription by RNA polymerase II; chromatin organization. Lineage: Eukaryota; Metazoa; Chordata; Mammalia; Microbiotheria; Microbiotheriidae. The coding region runs from base 713 to 3994 and encodes 1093 amino acids.
GCGUCGGGUCCUGCUGAGCAGCUGCUCUCCGGGGUGGGCGCCCUUCACGGUCGGCCUCCAGGACUAGGCGGCCAGCCUCUGUCCCUCCUCCGCUCUCCUCCUCCUCCUCCUCCUCUCUCCCUCCCUCCUUCCAUCCUUCUCUCUCUCUCCCUCCAUCCCUCCCUCUCUCCUUCCCCUCCCUCCUCGGAGCCGCCCUCCCGCACGAGCUUCCCGCGUCCCCCGGCAGAGGCGCACGGUGGCAGAGGCAGAGGCAGAGACGCGCAGCCCUGGCUGGCUGGCUCGCUCGCUCGCCCGCCCGCCCGCUCCUUCCCUCUCUCCCUAGCUGGCUCACCGGCUCCGUGAGACGCACAGGGACGCUCAAGCCGGGUCCCAGACAGGGGCCCAAUCCUACCCUAGCGGGGUUCCCCUCAACCCCCAGAAACGGGGCAUGAGCCGGAGCUCGGGAGGCCGCGGGAGCCGCCCAGGCAACUUUACGCACCCCCUCCCACUACACUCCGGGUUCAGUUCCUAGCGCUCCGGGAAGAUGGCAGCGAGGGGAAGGAGGAGAAGUUAGGGUGACCCUCCCCCUAGUUCCCCGAGGAAGAGGAUCGGAGGCAGUUGUCGCUGAGCAAGGUAUCGUCUUCUCUGCUCACUAGCCAUAACCAAGACAUCACCAACUGAGGGCCUCGGGAUCCUGAUUUGACUGGGUCACAGCAUCUUCUGAUUGUCCACUAUGAGCUCCCCAGCACAACCAGAUGGGGUGGCUGGUCGCGAGCAGCUGUUGGCUCAACAGAGAAUGCACAGCUUGAUCAACUCAGUGGAGGUGAAGUCGGAGGUUCCUGUGGCUCUGGACCCUGUCACGCCCUUGGACUUGAGGACAGAUCUCAGAAUGAUGAUGCCCAUGGUGGACCCUGUGCUGCGGGAGAAGCAGCUGCAGCAGGAGCUGCUUCUCAUCCAACAGCAGCAGCACCUGCAGAAGCAGCUGCUCAUCGCAGAAUUCCAAAAACAACAUGAGAACCUGACAAGGCAGCACCAGGCUCAGCUGCAGGAGCACAUCAAGUUGCAACAGGAACUUCUAGCUAUAAAGCAGCAGCAGGAACUUCUGGAGAAGGAGCAGAAAUUGGAGCAGCAAAGGCAGGAGCAGGAGGUGGAGAGACACCGGCGGGAGCAGCAGCAGCUGCCCCCUCUCCGAGGCAAGGAGAGGGGACGUGAAAGGGCAGUGGCAAGCACAGAGGUGAAACAGAAACUUCAGGAGUUCCUGCUGAGCAAGUCGGCUACCAAGGACUCUCCUACUAAUGGAAAGAAUCAUUCUGUGAGCCGCCAUCCCAAGCUCUGGUACACGGCAGCCCACCACACCUCCCUAGAUCAAAGCUCUCCCCCCUUGAGCGGAACCUCGCCAUCCUACAAAUACCCGUUACCUGGAGCACAGGACACAAAGGACGACUUCCCGCUUCGAAAAACUGCCUCAGAGCCCAACUUGAAGGUGCGAUCCCGAUUAAAACAGAAAGUGACAGAGAGGAGAAGCAGUCCCUUACUCAGGCGGAAGGAUGGAAAUGUUGUCACUUCAUUCAAGAAGCGAGUGUUUGAGGUGACAGAAUCUUCAGUCAGCAGCAGCUCUCCUGGAUCUGGCCCCAGCUCACCCAGCAAUGGGCCUGCCACCAACAUGGCAGAAGGCAGUGAGGCAUUGCUCAUACCACCUGCUCCACACCCAGAGCCAAUGGUUUCCCAGCAGCGUCUUCUGAUUCAUGAAGAGUCCAUGAAUCUUUUAAGCCUCUAUCCAUCUCCAUCUUUGCCCAACAUAACUCUGGGUCUUCCUGCUGUGCCCUCACAGCUCAGUGCUUCAUCUUCCAUCAAAGACAAACAGAAGUGUGAGGCCCCAGCACUGAGGCCGCCAGGAGUUACAUUGCCGGGGCAAUACGCGGGAAGCAUCCCAGCAUCUUCAAGUCAUCCCCAUGCUACCCUAGAAGGAAAACCCAACAGCAGCCACCAGGCACUCCUGCAGCACUUGUUACUGAAGGAGCAGAUGAGGCAACAGAAGCUUCUUGUGGCUGGUGGGGUUCCCCUCCAUCCUCAGUCCCCCCUGGCAACGAAGGAGAGAGUAUCGCCUGGCCUUCGAGGUGCCCAUAAGUUGCCUCGUCACAGGCCCCUGAACCGUACCCAGUCUGCCCCUCUGCCUCAGAGCACGUUGGCCCAGCUGGUCAUUCAGCAGCAGCACCAGCAGUUCCUGGAGAAACAGAAACAGUACCAGCAGCAGGUCCACAUGAACAAAAUGCUUUCCAAGUCCAUUGAGCAGCUGAAACAGCCAGGAAGCCAAUUGGAAGAAUCGGAAGAGGAGCUUCAUGGAGACCAGCCCAUGCAAGAAGAUCGGGCUCCCUCCAGCACCAGCAGUGUUCGGAGCGACAGCAGCUUGGGCCCAGAUGACAGCCAACAGGGCCCCCCCUUGGGGGUUGUGAAAAUCAAAGAGGAACCCCUGGACAGUGAUGAUGAUAUUCAACCUCAGGAAAUGGAUUCUGGGGAGCAGGCUGCUUUGGUACAACAGCCGUUCUUGGAGCCCCAGCCUGGACACGUACUCCCGACCUACCAAGCUCAGCUGGCUGUGGUUGGCACAGAAGCCUUUGACCAGCACCUCCUCGUCUCCAGGACUCGCUCUUCCCCUGCUGCCCCCACGGUGCCUCACCUGGCCGCGGAUCAGACGCCGCAACAUGUCUCUGAGACUGGCGUGGUGUAUGACGCUCUGAUGCUGAAGCACCAAUGCAUCUGCGGCCGCUCUGCCCUUCAUCCUGAGCAUGCCGGGAGGAUACAGAGCAUCUGGUCACGCCUGCAAGAAACGGGGCUCCUGAGCAAGUGUGAGAGGAUCCAAGGUCGAAAAGCUUCCCUAGAAGAAUUACGCCUGGUCCAUUCUGACCAUCAUUCUCUUCUCUACGGCACAGACCCCUUGAGCAGACAGAAGCUGGACCCCAGGAUGCUCCGAGGGGACACAUCUCAGAAGGCCUUCUCCUUGCUGCCUUGUGGUGGACUUGGGGUGGACAGUGACACCAUUUGGAACGAGCUGCACUCGUCUGCUGCUGCACGCAUGGCUGUUGGCUGUGUCAUCGAGCUGGCUUCCAAAGUAGUCUCAGGAGAGCUGAAGAAUGGGUUUGCUGUUGUAAGGCCCCCAGGCCAUCAUGCUGAAGAGUCAACAGCCAUGGGGUUUUGCUUUUUUAAUUCGGUGGCAAUUACUGCCAAAUACUUGCGAGAGCAGCUCAACGUCGGCAAGAUACUGAUUGUAGACCUGGAUGUUCACCAUGGGAACGGUACCCAGCAGGCUUUUUACGCUGACCCCAGCAUCCUGUACAUUUCCCUCCAUCGCUAUGAUGAAGGCAACUUCUUCCCCGGCAGUGGAGCCCCAAAUGAGGUUGGAAGUGGCCUUGGAGAGGGAUAUAAUGUGAACAUUGCCUGGACAGGUGGCCUGGAUCCCCCCAUGGGAGAUGUGGAGUACUUGGCAGCAUUCAGAACCGUAGUGAUGCCCAUUGCCAGAGAAUUUGGUCCAGAAAUAGUGCUUGUUUCCGCGGGAUUUGAUGCUGUAGAAGGCCACACCCCUCCCCUGGGUGGGUACAAAGUAACAGCAAAAUGUUUCGGGAAUUUGACAAGGCAACUGAUGCAGGUGGCUGAUGGCCAUGUGGUGAUGGCUCUGGAGGGAGGACAUGAUCUCACUGCCAUCUGUGAUGCAUCAGAAGCCUGUGUGAAUGCCCUGCUAGAACAUGAGCUGGAUCCUGUCCCAGAAGAUAUUCUGCACCAAACUCCAAAUAGAAAUGCCAUUGCUUCUCUACAAAAGACCACGGAAAUUCAAAGCAAGUACUGGAAGUCAGUGGAGAGGUAUUCAGGCUGUGCUCUGACUGGCACUCCGGAACAAGAGCAAGAGGAAACAGAGACUGUCUCUGCCCUGGCUUCCCUGUCUGUUGAUGUGGAUCAGUGCUUUUCUAAGGAAGACAGCAGACCUGCUGGCGAGCCCAUGGAUGAAGAUCCAGCCCUGUGAAGUGCCAAGUCCCCCCCCACCCUGGUAUUUCCUGUGUGUGACAUCAUUGUGUAUCUCUCCACCCCCAUCCCCAACCAAGCACCCUCAGACAUGUCUUGUCUGCUGCCUGGGUGGCACAGAUAGAAUGGAACAUAAACACUGGGCACUGAGCACACACAGCAGCUUCACUUGUCCCCUGGAUGGACUUGAACGGCCCUGCAAGAUUCCUUCAGUGUAACCGCUCUUAUUCUAAAGUUACAGGCAAUGAUACUGGGGAGUGACAGCCCCCGACGUAUGGGCUCUGAAUGUGCUAUGCGACCCACUGGCAGACAUGACAUUGGCCCUGAGCUAGCCCAUGGACUCAGAACUGUGCACAUCACAGGGAUGGUGACAGCCAAGACCAUCCAGGGGAAAGUUCUAAGAAUGGCCUUUCAGACAUGUUGAAUUGGUUUUGCUGCACUAAUUUUUUUCACAUGGUUUUCAAUUGUGGACAGGAUUUGUUUUCAGCUCUGAGCAAACAAGAUAACAUAUUGUAUCUUUGUUUUUACACCCUCGCAAAUUCUAGCAAGUGAGAGGUCAGAAUUUAGUAGAAAUGGGAUGAGGGCAUUUUUAGCCUGAAAGUAAGGGCUACCUCUUUUCAAGUCCAAUCCCCAAGGCAGGGCGUCUGUGGUAGGGCACACUUUGGAAUUCUCUUUUUUGAUUUUGCAAGAAAAUAAAAAUGUUGAUUUGUUUUGUGAGAAUGUGAUCAUCCCACUCAAGGAUCUCAGAUAGGAGGGUUCUGGUUUCUUUGGUGGCUGGAAGCCUUUUUUCCCUUUUAUUAAGAAUCCCUUGUCCUUCGAAAGACAGUCCUAUUGAACCUGUGGCCCACAGGGACCGACAUUUCCUUUGAAAAGGAAAUGAUUUUUACAAGACACCCAGACUUUGAUUCAAAAGUUUUUCUGAUGCUUGAGUUUUCCCCGUAUGAGCACCUCUCUGGCUCAGGUAUUUCUUGGCCGCCAUUUAGCUGGGUUACAUUUCUAGUUUAAGGUAAUUGCUGGACUCAAUUACAUUAUUUUCACAUGUGAGAACCCAGGGGUUGAGCAUUGUUGAUGAAACUUGGGAGGAUUUAGAUGAGUUUUUUUUUUCUUUUGAUCCUUGAAAUGUGUUGUGGUUAUUUAAGAAACAGCAUUAGCUACUUGAAUUCAUGUUGGUUAGUUUUAACUAUGAGCUGUGCCUUUAACCAGUAAUGGACCCUUGACCUUUCCACGUGUUGCCUUAUGGUCAGAAGGUUUAAAAAAAACAACAUUGGAAAUUUAUUUUCUGAGUUUAAAAUCAACUCAUAUUAUGAUAGGGAAGGUAAUUUUUUUCAGUAUUCUUUUUUCCUGUGCAGCUCAAUCACCUAAAACAUCAGAGGUGAAAUAUUACCAUCCAGGAUUCUUCUUGCAGUAUUUAAUACCUAGCAUUACUUUGGAAAGCUAUUGGUGUUCCUUUUUUAUAUAUAUUUUCCUAACUCAAAGGAUAUAUUAAAGCCAUAAGUGAAGAUUGUCAUGCUUUUAUUCAGAAAUCUAAAAGGAACCUUAAUUUAAACAAGGUUUGAGGGAAGGCCAUGCUCUGAAAGAUAUGCAGCAAUGUGGUUUGAGUUAGAGAGGGCUCAAACCUGUAAAUCAAAGAUGAAAGGUUUCACUCAAGGAGAAUUAUAUAACUCUCUUUUGUUAUACAGUCAGACUCUAUUUUUCAUGUGUUGGUGUUUUUUUUUAGGAUUACUAUUUUAAUUUUAAAGACUUUUAUUACAUAUACAAAAACUGCCGGAUACUUGGUUUAACAUCUUAGAAAUCUGAGCCACCCUUUGAAAUGGGUAAUCUGAAAGGGAAUGCAGCUCUGCAUUAGGUAAAAAAUGGACUUACAUUUUUGGGAAGGGGAAGGUUAAUAUUGAUUCAUCACAUUGAUUACAUUUUUGUAAAUUUCCUCCCAAGUUUUCACAGAAAACUCAUGACACCCUUCUUGCUCAUCAGUUGUGGUUGGUUUCCAGUUAUCAGUUCAAGAAAUGCAUUUUUAGAGACUUGGGCAGCUAGGCCUCUGUCUUGAAAAGAUAUUUUUUCCUAUCAUGUUGUUUAGCCAUGUUGCAACAUAUUUUAAUUAGAAACAUAAUAGUAUUGCUUUCAAAUUAACUUGAAAAUGUAAAAAUUUGUGAGCUCUUUUCUGUUCCCACCAGGCCUUGUAUUUUUUAAUGGGAAUGCAGAAGAAAUAAGUGUUGGCAAACUCCUGUAAAUUAACAGAAGCUUGUGGAUUGCUGCUGCAUUGGUGUAUAUUGGCAAAUCCAAGCCUCAGCCAUUUAACUCAUGGUGCAUUCAUAGAUAAAACAUUCAUUUGCCCUGUGAAGGGGGAUGCAUUGGCUCAGAGUUGGAGUCUGUGCAAUUCAGGGACAAGCAGAGAAACUUUGUAGAGGAUUAAGCAUGGCUGAAUGUGUUUCUGAGCCCAGAGCAACACUAUGUUUUAAUUAUGCCAUUAAAGGAAUAGUUGCCCUGAGGGAUGGAAUAGAGGCUUUUGGAGAAUAUCAACAGUUCUGAAACACACCAGACCUGGUGGAGAGGCCAGUGUCACUUGCUGGUGCAUUCUUCACACAAUCAUAUCAUCAUUGUUAUUGUUGUUAUUAUUAGUAGUAGUAGUUACCCAAAGGAGACUCCUCAGAGCCCUCUGUCUGCAUGUAAAUUUGACUCCUCUUGUUUUAUCAAUAAUCUGCCUCAUUCUUAAUGGACUCUGCUCAACAUAUGGAGGAAAAUGCAUAUGCAUAUACACAUACAUACGCACACACACAUAUUGUAACAUGCCCACAUUGGGAAGAAAAAAAUAAAGUUUUACAAAUCAGCAAAAAGGAGUUAGAUGAUAUAGCACUUAAUUUUUUAAUACCAAGGUACUCUAAAGGGUUCAGAUAAUGGGACCAAGAAGAAAAGAUCUCCUAUAGUCAAAUACUUAAACAAAACCAAGUUUUAAAAAAAAUAAUAAGCAUAGAACAGAUAAGUGUACUUGAUGGGAAAAUUAUAAAUACUUUAUCGUUCACAAUGGAGCUUGUGUAGAUGUGUGACUAAAUUUUAAAUGAUAUGCUUCCUUCAAAGACAAUAAAGUAUAGUUUCAGAUGAAUAUUUUAGUGCAUUUGCAGCAAAUAAUAGGAAAAAAUGAGUCCAUGUGCUAAGGUAUGGGAUCAAAGAAAGCAUAUUUAAAGCUAAAAGGGUCCUUAGAUGUGAUGUAGUCUAAACCUCCUUCCAUCUUUUUAGAGCAAAAAACUGAGUCCCAGAGGUCACGGAAUAUGCACAAAGUCACACAGGUAAGAAUAUGCAGAACCAAGAUCCCAACCUAGGGCUGCUAACACCAAAUGAAGUGGAGCUUCUACUGUAGUACACAGAAGAUUUUUGGAAAAGAAUUAUAGGCCACAUUUCUAAUACUUAGAAUGUGAAACGAAGCUCUCACUUUUCUCUCUCAUUUGCAUCUCUAUAAUUUCUAAGACAUGAUGAACUUUGGUUUUUAUCUUCGUAUCAUCCAGAGCUUGGGAACAAGAUGGGAUUUGGGGAACUGAACAAAUGUUUGCUGAAUGAAUGAAUGAGUGAAUGGCUGGACUUGAAACUGGGAUGCCUUCUGACACAAAGAACUCAGGGCCAGAUGGAAGAUGUACUCUUUCUCGGUCCUUCCAGCCACCUCCCUAAGAGCAGGACACUGCUUUCUUUCCAAAAGUCAACCAUAAAGACUUGUAAACCGACUUGGUCUCUUUACAGAAUCCAUAUGGAACCAAAACCAAGAAUGCUCACAGAGCUCCUCCUGGGACUGAAUUUUCUUAAUCAGGCCUCUAGUACCUCUUAGCUUAUCUAGCAUUCGUAUUUAAGAAAAUUUUUUAAAAUCAUUGUACAUUUCUUACUGAUUUUCCUUUGAUAGUUUCCACUUAGCUUGCCAUUAUUUGAGCAUCAUUAGAUUCUAAUAACUUCAAAUAAUAUAACCCAAAAGGUGACCAGAAGAAAGGGGAUUCUCUCCAGUUUUAGAAGCCAUCUUUUCUUGGAGGGCCGCAUUGUCCCAGAGAGUAAAGUUUCUCUUUGCAUUCCUAUGCUGCCUAAACAAUGAAAUCACUAGGUCCUGCAGAGAAUGUGGGGGGAAAAGGAGAAAGCAAGGGGAGGAACACACCUGUUGAGCAGUUUUCAUAAAGAAAGCAUUUUCAUAUCUCAAAGCAAUGGAAACCAGAUGAGCUGUCCUGCCUAUCUGAGAAAUGAAGGGCUCUCAUUGCUGUCAUCAUUAUCAUUAGUGUGAUCAUCAUCAGAUGCCUAUGAAACUCCCUUAGGGGACAAUGAUCCCUGAUGAGGGGAUCAUUCCUGUUUCCAUCAGGCUUUCAGAAGAAUGACAUUGUCCACAUUAUUGUCUUCACCUUUUCUUGGAAUACAAUACAACAAACUGAUGGAGAGCCAGGCCCUAUGCUAGAUGCUGAUGCAAAGAUAAAAAAGUCCCUGUCUUCAAGGAGCUUAUUUAUCUUCCAUUGACUAGAAUUGCUCAUCAAACUGAAAUUAAUUUUAAAAUACUAAAGUGUAGUUCCCACCAGGCAAGAGUUUACAAUUUUGGUGAACAGCUGUAAAGCUGAAGGAGGACACUGUUACCCCUUGGCUACAGACAGAAUGGGGACAGAGUCAAGGGACAGGGAGCAUGGAUGAGUCCUGGUAUUUUAUUGAGAUAGGGAGGUCUCCAAUGAGGACUCCCUCAACAUCCCCUAUCAAUGUAGGAAGGUAAAUCCUUGGCAGUUAUAGUCUUAAAGAGUUGUCUUAAGUCCUGACAAAUUAAGUGGGACUUAUUCUGGGACCUAUUUAUUAAUAUCUGAUUGUAUAAGAAGUUUUUCUGUACAAAAUGCAAAAGGAAAUACUUGAACUCAGCCUUCUGGGAGCUGAAAAUGUAUGAUGGGCACACUAUGGGAAUAGAUGCCCAUAUACAUAAGAAAUAACAAAGAUACAUUAUUAAUGAAUACACAGAUAGAAAGGGAGCUAACAUAACACGGACAACAAGCAUCUUCAGAUGUUUUUUAUUCACUGACACAUGACAAUAAAUAAAGCAGAGUAGAAACUUGCAGCAAAGGGAAUAUUUCUCCAAUAAGACAUCAGAUGUAUAGAACAUACACACACAUGCACACACACACACACACACACACACACACAAAGGGGGAGAUAAAGAGAGAGAGAGAGAGACUCUUACUGACUUAGAAAGACAGCAUGGCAUAGUGAUUAUAAAGCAGUCUCAUAUCUCAAAUCUAGGGGGGCUUGGAUUCAAAUUCCAUCUUUGACACCAGUGGUUUUGUCUCCCUAAGCAAAUCAUUUAUCAUUUUAGUACUCUUGGAAGUUCUCUAAUACUAUUAGUUCAAGAGGAAAUGCCAACUUUUAUUAGUAGGAGGAUUUUCCUCAUCAGAGAGUACCCUAUAGAAGCUAAAUCACAUAUGCUAUCCUCUAUUUUAAUCAAAGUUGGAAGUGAUUCUUUUUACUGUCAUAAUAGCAUAGUGCUUGGCACAUAGUGGACAAAAUAAAUGCAUGUUGACAAAUUGUCAUGAUUAAAAUCUCUAGACCAGGUUUGUCAACCUGUAUGCCAAUGACCUGGGGUUUCUGACUCAGUGGACUAAUAAAAGUGUCUUCUCUAUCUAGCUCUUCACUCUCUGUUUCUUUAAUGAGGCCAUUUUGUUAUCUUUGGCACACCAUUGGGCCUUGGUUGGCUUGGCUAGCUACAGUAAUGAUGUGUCCUUGAUAGCUGCUGUGAAAUAUAUGAAUUUCUAAGCCUAUUCUGAAGACUAUGAAGCCAUGAACUUGUCCCAGAUGUGCAGAAUUAAUCUGGAAUCAAGGAUUGAUACACACACCAUCAAAUUUAAUACUUUUCUCAUCUAUUAUUCUUGUUUGUGAUACAUUUUUGUAUCUGUAGGCAUACAUGGAAAAAUCCGCGGGUAUGCUCCCAAUCAUUGCUGAGAAUUGGUAUUUAGUCUGUAGAACACCGUCAAGUAUAUCCUCUGCAUAGGUUAUUUUGAAAAAUUCUUUUUGUCCUGUAUUUUGUAUCAUCAUUUGACUCCACUGUUGUCCUGGUGUGAAUAAAAGCCAUUUGAAAUGAA